Sycon ciliatum is the source of this 2099-nucleotide messenger RNA. RefSeq names its product probable E3 ubiquitin-protein ligase DTX2. Gene Ontology annotation, molecular function: ubiquitin protein ligase activity; zinc ion binding. Lineage: Eukaryota; Metazoa; Porifera; Calcarea; Leucosolenida; Sycettidae. The coding region runs from base 460 to 1929 and encodes 489 amino acids. Gene Ontology annotation, biological process: Notch signaling pathway; protein ubiquitination. The transcript has 11 exons. Gene Ontology annotation, cellular component: nucleoplasm. The record is from RefSeq and is a predicted model, not a curated record.
AAAGUCAAAGAGCAAAAAGUGGAAAAGUGAGUGUUCAGAAUACCAACUACUGGUACUUCACCCAGGCUGGGAGUUUCUCCUGCUGCAGAAGUAAUAUUCUCCGCGGAAUCAGCUACACUUCUGUCGUUGUGCUCGUGCUAAUUGGUAGAUUUUCAGGCGACAGUCUAAUCACUUCACACAGCUCCAGGUAAAGUUGAAAGAAGGACGUAUGUGACACCUGAUUUUAGUUAGUGGAUUGAACCAAUUAUUCAUUUUGCUGAUUCACUUAGUAUCCUGGUACUUCCGUCAAAAGCUAACAGACCACUCGUUCCUACUGAUUGGACUGCGAAGUUUCAAAUUAGUCAAGAAAUCUUUCUGACCUGUUCGGAUUAAGAUUUGUUUGGGAAAGAGUCUAGUUAUCGGUGCACGUGUACUUGUGGAAACCUAGUAGUGCCUGCGCAUCGCAACACUGGGCUGGCAAUGGCCUCUGCCGAUGGCAUAGCGGCCUGUCCGCCGACAUUGCCCUCUAAGAAAGAUGGCCGCGUACCCGUCUGGUUCUGGGACCGCGGCUCAGACUGGUGUCCGUACGAGCCAGCGGCGAGUCAGCUUCUGGAGGCAGCCCACGCCAACUCUAAAACAGCAUCAUCAUCAUCAGCAGCAGCAGUAGCAGGCGCAUCCUCAGCAGCUGCCUCUGCCCCUGUUCAGCCAGCGGUGACCUUUGGACAAUCUUGUCCCGGUCUUCUCGGCUAUGAGGUGGACGUUCUGGCCAUGGUGCAGCGAAACUUAGCCACAGGUACCGCUCGUCAAGUGAAGCGCCGGCUGUGUCGUCAGACCUCAACACUGGUACAGGGCAUACACUGGGAGUUCCAGGAAUAUGGCACCUGGGUUGCCUAUUCUAAAGCUGCAGCUAAAGUCUUAGAGGCAGCCACCUCCAGAGGCGAGACUUCAGUACAGCUGCCGGCACAGCCCAAUGGCCAGUCGUACAAGAUUGAUAUGAACGCCAUGCACCAGACGAAUCUGUCCACGGGAUUCCAGCGGGCUGUCAGACGGAGGCGAGGUCCAUCGUAUAUACCGCAAGGCAGCAAUGCUGGGGUAGCAUCGGCCACAACGAGACCUUCAUCAACUGCAGGUUUGCCAGCAAAGAAACAUUCUGGACAUACAUCUGCACCAGCAAUGCCAGUCUCAACUGCGAGUGUGGCAGUGGCUACAUCAGCUACAGUGUCAGAAGUCGCUGCAACACCAUCGUCAUCGCACGCUGCAGCAGCAGCUUCUGUUGAUCUAGGGUUUUGCAGUGCUGUGGCCGUGGAAGAGAAUAGCACCGAGGAAUGUUCUAUUUGUCUGACGUCACUGGUGGAGUCAUCCUCCUACGAUGAAGAGUCGACUCCCAAUGCCGUGGUAGAGUUGUUGCGGUGCCAUCACUUGUUCCAUUUCCUGUGCCUGAAGACAUUCUGCGAGCAUAAGCAGGAGCAGGCGUCAGGCUUCGCAUGUCCCGUAUGCAAGACUAUACACGGAGUACACACGGGUACACAGCCGCCAGGGACGAUGAGCGUGCAGUACGAGCAGUCCCACCACUGUGCCGGCUAUGAGGACGAUGGCCUCAUCAUCAUCAAGUAUGCCAUACCAUCCGGCGUUCAGGGCCCGGAGCAUCCCAAUCCGGGGAAUCGGUACUCCACGCACGGUUUCCCGCGUGUAUGCUUUCUGCCUCACAAUGCCGACGGAGAGAAGAUCUUGAAGCUGUUGCGCGUGGCGUGGGAACGGCGUCUAAUCUUCACAGUGGGCACGUCGAGCACCAGUGGUGCCAAGGACACGGUGACCUGGAACGAGAUCCACCACAAGACCGAGUACAGCGGUAAUGGCUCGGGACACGGAUAUCCGGAUGCAUCCUACUUUCAUAACGUCACGGCAGAGCUCGCUGCGCAGGGUGUUACGGAGGCAGACUUGCAGGAGUGAUGGCCUGUGUGUGUGUCUCAAAAGGCCAGAGUGAAAGUAAAAACACACGGAGAUAAUGGAAAUGACUGGCUGAUGCUGUUUAGCGUCAUGGUGCAUCAAAGACCUUGGAAUGAGUCAAGUCUCUCUCUCUCUCUCUCUCCCCUCCUUCCCUCCCUCCCUCCCUCCCUCCC